Messenger RNA from Schizophyllum commune H4-8, 3084 nucleotides. RefSeq lists its product as uncharacterized. The transcript is spliced from 7 exons. Lineage: Eukaryota; Fungi; Basidiomycota; Agaricomycetes; Agaricales; Schizophyllaceae. Gene Ontology annotation, cellular component: RZZ complex. The record is from RefSeq and is a predicted model, not a curated record. Gene Ontology annotation, biological process: endoplasmic reticulum to Golgi vesicle-mediated transport; mitotic spindle assembly checkpoint signaling. The coding region runs from base 45 to 2960 and encodes 971 amino acids.
CCCGCCCACGUCGUGCCGACGACAGCACCUUCUCCUGCACAAUCAUGGCCUUUCAGGUCCCCUCCCACCUCCCGCGCAGGGCUGCGCCGCAGGAUGUGACGUCCGCUAUACUGACGAAGAUGGACGAGGCGACGGCGAAGACGCUUGAUGCCGCGCAGGCUCGCGUCUGGCUCGGUGACCUCGACGAGACGAUCGGUGCGACACGGCGCCGCAUACACGACAGGAUACAUAAGGACUUGCCCGAGUUCCAGCGACAGCUCGAGACCUCGCGCGCGGUCCAGCAGCGGCUGAAGACACUGGGCGAGAACGUGGACGCUCUAGACGACGGGAUCAGCAACCCAGAGACUGGCUUGCUGCCGACGCUUGUCAACAAGCUCACCGCGCAUUCCGCUCUCGCACAAGAAGCCUCCGACGCAGCCGUCAACUGGGAAGCAAUAUCUCACCUUACCAAAUCCAGAGAUCAUUUGCGCGUUCUCGAAGCACUGCUAAACGCAGGGAAGCUGCCUGCAGCAGUGACAGCUACCGGCGUACUCGACGAGCUGCUCACGAAAGGGCCGACAUAUCUAAACGACACUGACAUCAUCAAGACCCUUCGACGCGCUCUCUCGCAAGCGAAGACACGACUGGACGACCAGUUGAACGACGCAUACUCACGCUCCAUUGUUGUAUCCCCCACUCACAUUACUGUUCGGCCAUCCGUACAAGUGCGUCGGUCGGACCAAAUUCUUUCCUUACAGGAAGUUGUAUCGUCACUCUCCUUCACGGCUCGGGCCGAACACUUCUCGCUCCUUCGACGAGAUUUGACCGCGCACUACAUCGAGCGCGUCCUUUCCCAAGACGUCGAAAUCGACAUCACCUCUACACCCGGCGAAGUCACUCUACGUGCCACACCCGCACCUCCAGACGGCGCCAGCCUGCCCGCUCGCCUGCACAACAUCGCCACCGUCCUCGACUUCUGCAACACACACAUAUUCACCGCGCUCCCGCCUUCAUCGGGCCCGUCAUUCGAGCGCACGCUAUGCAAGCCGCUCACGGACAGUGUACUGAACAAUCUACUCAUUCCCUCGUUGCCAAACUCGUUCGAUCAGCUGCCGCCGUUCCUCGACCUUGCCAAGCAGGCAGCGCACUUCGAGGGGGAAUGGGUCAUCGGGAAGUUGGGCAGCGAUGCGCAUGACAGGAAGAUUCAAUCGUGGGCGGACGGCGUGGUAGGGCACUACGAAAGGCAGAGGCGGUUGGAUAUACUCGAGCGCUGCCGCGUGCUGCUCGUCGCGGAUGAGUCGACGUUCGAGACGUUCCCGUGGGAGACGACGGAUGCGGCGCCGGCAGAGGUGGUCCCAGUGCAACACCCAGACGACGAGCCGCAGCAGGACGAGGCUUGGGGCUUCGACAAUGCAGAAGACGCGUGGGGGCUGGACGAAGAGGCGAAGGAGGCCGAUGCGGACGGCUGGGGUCUCGAGGACGACGCAGAGCCAACGCAGGACGAACCGCCUGUACCACCAGUGAACGGCAAAUCGCACUCUGCCGAGCCAGAAGUACCCUCCGACAGCGGGGAUGGCUGGGGCCUCGACGAUGACGCCCCUGGCCCCGACGAGCCGCCUCCCGACGCCGAGGAUGCAUGGGGUCUCAACGAUGACAGCGGCAGCGCCGGCGCCGACGACACCGCUUGGGAUGACCCCUGGGCAGAGCCCGCGCCUGAUCCCGACCCACAACCUGCACCUAUCCCCUCACCCGCCAAGCCCGCCACCAGGCUCGAAAGGCUCGCGGCAAAGGGGAAGAAGAAGGAAAAGGAGCCUUCGUCGGGCUCGUCGUUUUCCUCCCCUCCGUCGUCAUUCUCUUCGUCGUUGUUGUCUUCGUCGCCUUCGCCGCCUCCAGGCGCUAGCUCAAACGUCACACCAUCAACGUCCACGGCACCACCCUCGACGUCAACAGCAACUCCGUCCAUCUCGAUCUCGCCGCCCACGAAGCUGAAGACGCGCCCGUCGCAGCUGCGCGUGCCGGAGCCGCCGCGGGAGACGUGCUUAGUGUCGACUCGGGCGAGGCAGGUGCUGGACCUUGUUCGUGUCGUGCUCGAGGAGUGGCGCGAGUUCGCCGCGAGCGAGGUCGUAACUUCCACUGCGCCUUCCUCUACUUCGAGUACGACAUCUUCGUCGACACCGGGCACCAUCUUGCUGCAAUCUUCGGCCUCCGUGUUGGACCUCUUCCGCGCGCUGUACCCGGUCAAGUUCAGUGAAGUGCUCGCCGCGCCAGAUGCGGGGAUGCGAUUCGCGAAUGGGUGUUUGUAUCUGAGCCGCGAGCUCGCGCGGAUCCCGCCGCCAGAGGCAGUGCGCGACCGCUGGGCAGAGUGCAUCCAGCGCCUGAAGGUGCUCAACGAGAGCUGGUUCUACGACGUUAUCGAAUCCCAACGCCGCGCCGUCGACACCGUCCUCACCACCGGCGCGCAGGGCUUCACCUUCACCGGCGACCAGGACCGCUACGACGAGUGUGAGGCCGCCAUGAGCGAGGUCCUCUCCGACAUCCGCCGCCUCGCCGCGCGCUGGCAAAACGUGCUCGCAAAGAGCAAGUACUACACCGCUCUGGGGCUGGUCAUCGACGCGGCGCUGUCGAGGGUGCUGGCGGACGUGCUGGCGUUGCCGGAUAUCCCGGAGGUGGAGAGUCACCGGCUGAGCGAGCUGUGUCGAAUUUUGAACUCGUUGGAGGGGUUGUUUGUGGAGGACGCGGCGCAGCCUUCGUUCAUUGUCGCGUAUGUGCCUUCGUGGCUCAAGUUCUCGUAUCUAUCGGAGUUGCUGGAAGCCUCGAUGGCGGACAUUACCUACCUUUUCGAGACCGGUGCCCUGGUGGACUUCAGCGUCGACGAGCUCGUACGGCUGGUGCAGGCCCUAUUUGCCGAUACGGCGUUGCGGGCGACGACGAUCCACAAAAUCCAGGAGGGGCACCCAUCGGCCGCUGUCCCGGAGCUAUAGCCAUAGUCAAUGGCCGUUCUCUAGCUAUCCCUUUGUACCUCACUGCUUUCCUUGCUUUUGGACAUAUGGAUGACAUAUCUGUUCGCAUAAAAAAACGACAUGUACCCCGACGACGUUGGAAGAC